This is a messenger RNA of Pogona vitticeps (central bearded dragon), 2469 nucleotides long. Lineage: Eukaryota; Metazoa; Chordata; Lepidosauria; Squamata; Agamidae. The record is from RefSeq and is a predicted model, not a curated record.
AUGUGCAAAAUUCCUAUUGCAAAAUGCAGCGCCAGCGAGCCUCUUCCCAUCCUUUACAAGCACCACCAGUCAGGAGACAUCAUCAUCGGUGCCAUCAUGUCUCAGAUCUAUGUAUUCUCUGCUCCGGCAACCUUCAGCAGCCCUCCUUCUCCUGAACUCUUUGACGAAACAGUCUAUUUCAUUCCAAGUUGGACGUAUCAUGCCUCAUUGGAAAUGUUAUCUGCAAAGGGCAAAUUCAUGCCCAAUUACAAUUGUGAUACUGUGAACAAUCUCAUGGCAGUCAUUGGAGGACCUAACCCACAAGUCAUCCGCCACAUGGCCACCAUUCUGUGUAUCUUCAAACUUCCGCAGCUCAUAUAUGGCUCUGCUCCACUGGUCAAUGGAAAUCCCCAGGCUGCUUUCUAUCACCAGAUGUUCCCAAAUGCUGACCAUCAGUACCGAGGUCUUCUUCAACUCCUGCUUCAUUUCAGAUGGACAUGGACUGGGGUGAUGGCAAUGGACAAUGACAAUGGAGAGAGGUUCAUAAGUGAGAUAGUCCCCAUAUUUGCCCAGGAAGGUGUCUGCUUGGAUUUUAUCGAAAGGUGGCCAGUAAUAUCAUAUUCAAAUGACAUUGGUGAGAUGGUGGAAGAAAGCAUCAAAAUUUACUAUGUGAUCAUGAAGAGCACUGUUAAUGCCGUGAUAAUUCAUGGUGAAAUUGAUGCCAUGAUAUUUUUGAGAAUGUUUCCUGGUUUCUCAGAGCUUGAGGGAAUAUCAUGGGAGGCAAAAGGCAAAGUCUGGAUUAUUACUGCACAGGUGGACUUUAUGUCACUUCCCUUUCAACAACAUUUGGAUGUAGACUUCCUCCAUGGUGCACUAUCCAUUUCAGUUCAUUCUGAAGCUAUAUCGGAAUUUCAGAAUUUUCUUCAAAGCAGAGAUCCUACAUUGGAGAGAGAUGAUUAUCUUUUACUGGUCUUCUGGGAAGCGGCAUUUCAAUGUUCAUUCCCUGGCUCCAUGAGAGACAUCCAGUUUGGGCCAAUCUGCACUGGGGAGGAGAAGCUGGAGAUUCUGCCUGCCUCCAUUUUUGAAAUGAAAAUGACCAGUCACAGCUACAGCAUCUACAAUGCCGUCUAUGCUUUGGCACACGCCUUGCAUGAGAUGCAUUCAUCUCAAUUUAAACACAGAGGAAGAGUGGAUGAAGCAAAACCGAAUGUUCUGAAGAACCAGCCAUGGAAGCUCAACCACUUUGUGAGAAGGGUUUCAUUCAAUAACAGCGCUGGAACAAAAGUCUCCUUCAAUCAAGAUGGAGAGUUAGAGGCACGAUUCAAUGUUAUCAACUGGGUCCCUUUCCCAAACCAAUCCUUUCUUAGAGUGAGAGUUGGAAGAAUAGACCCCAAGGCUUCCCAGGAAGAAAUGUUCACCAUUUGUGAGGAAGCUAUUGCGUGGCCAAGGAGGUUUAACCAGGCACAGCCCCUGUCUCUGUGCAAUGAAAAUUGCCAUGCAGGGUACAGGAAGGCAAAGAAAGAAGGCAAGCCGUUUUGUUGCUACGAUUGUCUCCCAUGUCCAGAAGGGAAAAUUUCCAAACAGAAGGACAUGGAUGACUGUUACCAGUGCCCAGAAGACCAGUAUCCAAACAAGGAGAAAAGGGACUGCUUUCCAAAGAUUGUAAGCUUCUUGUCUUAUGAAGAACCUUUGGGGAUCAGUCUAGCUGUCUCUGCUUUUCUCCUUUUUCUCAUCACAGCGUUGGUGUCUCGGAUAUUCACUAAGUACAAGGACACUCCAAUAGUCAAAGCCAACAACCGGAACCUUUCUUACACCCUCCUCGUCUCCCUGAUGCUCUCCUUCCUUUGUGUUCUGCUCUUCAUUGGACAGCCUGGAAAAGUGGCCUGUCUCCUUCAGCAAACAGCUUUUGGAUUCAUCUUCUCAGUGGCAGUUGCUUGUGUUUUAGCCAAAACCAUUAUGGUAGUUUGUGCUUUCAUGGCCGCCAAACCAGGGUCCAGGAUGAGGAAGUGGAUGGGAUGGAAAAUGGCCACCUCCAUUGUUCUUUUCUGCUCUUUGAUCCAAGCCAGCCUUUGUGCUGUCUGGCUGGCCACCUCUCCUCCCUUCCCAGAUCUUGACAUGAACUCAAUGGCUGGCAAGAUGAUUGUGAAAUGUAAUGAUGGAUCCACUAUCAUGUUCUACUCUGUCUUAGGCUUUUUAGGCUUCUUGUCCAUGAGCAGUUUCCUUGUGGCUUUCCUUGCCAGGAAAUUACCAGACAGUUUCAAUGAAGCCAAGCUGAUCACCUUCAGCAUGUUGGUCUUCUGCAGUGUCUGGUUUUCCUUUGUGCCCACCUAUCUGAGCACCAAGGGGAAAUACAUGGUGGCUGUGGAGAUCUUCUCCAUCCUGGCCUCCAGUGCUGGAUUGCUGUUUUGCAUCUUUUUUCCAAAAUGCUACAUCAUUUUGGUGAGGUCCGAUUUGAACAACAGAAUGAAGCUGAUAAGAAGAAAGCAUUAA